GGGGGGGGUUUGUUUGUUUGUUUGUUUGUUUUCCUUUAUAUAAUAGCAGGUAUUACUAUUUUUGGAUGAGUGGGGUUUUUUUUUUUGGUCCAAAUGUCCUGAAAACAAACGUUUCUGUGAGGCUGAGCUCUAGUAGUGUAGUCGAGUUUCUUCUGCCCUGAAGCAGAAGCCAGGGCUUGAGUCCAGCUCUGGGUUGGUCUCCCAGAGGGUUGUGUUUAGCGCUUGAAGGAAAAGGUGACCACAGGGUGAGGUGGGACAGUUGUCAGCUCUGCCAAACUUAAUGUCGUGGGUUUGUGCCAACCUGUGCUUGAGAAACCUCUAAGCAAAACAUGAAGUGCUGCACGAGGAAACCUUCCCCUUGGUGUGGGCUCAACGCUGCAGCCGGGCAGAAGGGGCUGCAGGGAUGUGUGGUGAUUCAGGGCAGGGGUUUGUUCAGGCUGUGGAAAACCAAACUUCCUCGUAACCGGGUCUGGUAGGUUUCAAACUCUUGAGAUUUAACAAGCUCCAAGGUUCGCCUUUGUGAUGGUAAAGCUACAGCUGUAGCUAUGUUGGACUUGGCUAGUUAAUCUUUACUGAUUUGCUAUAUUUGGUUCAAGCCAGGGUGGGGCUUUUCCACCCGUGGCUGUAUGAAACACUAGGUAUUGAUCAGCUACUUUAUCUCAUCUUCUUGACAACUCAGUAUCAGCCCUGGCAGGAGAGGCAUUCCCUACUUGGGAAUGUGCUUAAGAAGUGUCUGGGAAAUAAGGUUAGUUCUGUUAGCCUGGCAGGAAGGAGCUCAAAAAUGUUAUAGUAGUUGAACACUUUCUAUUGUAAGAACCUAGCUUUAGUGGUUUCUAAAGUAUUCAAGCAGGGUCUUCUCAAGUGGCUUUUUGGUGGUUUCUGACCUUGUGGGCUGCAAUUUGUGUUUCCAGGUGCCUCCCUCAGGGCAAGCAUUUUUGGAAGGCAACAACAACAGCAAAAAAAACCCCAAAACAACAAAGACAGUGAGCAAAAUGAGCAACUUUUAAGUUGUGAUUGUGUAACAUUGUUCUAAGCAAUCUCCCUCCUCUUUACCUGUAUUUUUGCAGCUAAAAUUCCCACCAGGCCUAUGGAGCCACGAGGGAUUGUCAAAGCCUUUCCCAAGAGGAAGAGAGUGAAGGACGACUCGGGGAAAAGUGUCUCUCCAAAGAUCCCAAAAGAGGAAGGAACAGAAAUACUUGAGGAGUGGCUGAAACCAGUCACUGCCUUUGUGCUGCAAGCGGGCAUUGGCCAGGCCAGGGCAGAGAUCUUCCACAAGCAGAUUGUCCAGAAUGGAGGUGUUGUACACUACCAGCUCUCCUCAGAGGUGACACACGUCAUUGUGGCUGAAGACAUGGACUGUCACCGGGCCUUUCGGCUCCUUAAAUUAGCCAAGCUGCCUUCAGGGCUGCAGCUAGUGAAGGCUUCCUGGCUGAGUGCUUGUAUUAGAGACCAGAAGCUGCUGAGUACCUCUGGCUACCGUGUCUUUAUCCCUCACAGGUACCUGGAAGAAGAAGAAAUGCAGAAAGAACAGCAGCAGCCUGUCCUGGGCAGUGAAGAGAUCCAGGCCUCAGCAGAGGACAGAGCAGUGAAACCAAAUACUGAAGCACAGGUUGGAGAUUCCUCAAAACAAGUCCUGGGCACCCUUGGACAGGAGUUUCCUGCUGAGAAAUACUCUAAUGAUGAAGACAGUGAAGGAGAAGAAGCUAGUGUCACCCAGGGAGAUCUGGAAGCAUUGAUUUCUGGCUGCUACCCUGUGAAAUUGUCAGAGGAGAACAGUGACAGCUCUUCCACAGUGGCCCAGCCUACCAGCAAGUGGGUUUGUGCCCAUUCCUCCAACAACAAGAAGGAAAAUCACAACCAGUGCAUCACAGAGAAGUUGGAAGUGCUGGCAAAGGCCUAUUCUGUCCAAGGGGACAAGUGGAGAGCUCUGGGCUACUCCAAAGCCAUUAAUGCACUCAAGAGCUACCACAAACCUGUCACGUCCUACCAGGAAGCCUGUAAAAUCCCUGGGAUUGGGAAGCGGAUGGCAGAGAAGAUCCUGGAGAUCUUGGAGAGUGGCCACCUGCGCAAACUGGAUCACAUCAGUGAGAGUGUGCCUGUACUCGAGUUGUUUUCCAACAUCUGGGGAGCAGGGGUCAAGACAGCUCAGAUGUGGUACCAUCAGGGUUUCCGGACGCUGGAUGAUAUCCGCACCAAGGCGACCCUCACCAGCCAGCAAGCUGUGGGGCUGAAGCACUACUCGGAUUUCCUGGAGCGCAUGCCCCGGGAGGAGGCUGCAGACAUAGAGCAGACUGUCAGACAAGCUGCCCUGGCCCUGAUGCCUGGGCUUGUGUGUGUAGCAUGUGGCUCCUACCGUCGGGGGAAGCCCACCUGUGGAGAUGUGGAUGUGCUGGUCACUCACCCAGAUGGACAGUCUCAUCGUGGAGUGUUCAGCAAGCUGCUUGACAGCCUUCACAGGAGUGGCUUCCUUACAGAUGACCUAGUAAGUCAGGAGGAUAACGGUGACCAGAAGAAGUACCUGGGGGUGUGCCGCCUCCCCGGGCCCGCCCGGCGGCACCGCCGGCUGGACAUCAUCGUGGUGCCGUACCGGGAGUUCGCCUGCGCCCUGCUCUACUUCACCGGCUCCGCUCACUUCAACCGCUCCAUGCGGGCCCUGGCCAAGACCAAGGGCAUGAGCCUCUCAGAACAUGCCCUCAGCUCGGCUGUGGUGCGAGGCCCUGGAGGUGUCAAGGUGUCAUCUGGCCAUACUCUGCCCACUCCCACUGAGAAGGAUGUCUUCAUUCAGCUGGGGCUGCCUUACCGGGAGCCCUCAGAACGGGACUGGUGACACCCGGUUGUCACCCUGGGCCCAUGGUCAUGCUGCUGUUUUGAAGGGUGCUGGUUUUCUGAGUGCUGCUCUGUGGUGGCUGCAGACUGGGGAACGUAUCCCAGCGAACUGGAGCUCCUUGCAAGUGCAAGGUCCUGCUGCUGGCAGAGCUGUGUGGCUUCACCGAGCAGAGCCUGUGGGCUGUAACCAUGCUGGAAGCACUGCCUGAUGCCACAGGCCUUGGCUACCAAAAGGACUUGCUGCCCAUCAGCUACACUGGCCCUGCUCUCCCUGCAGAAGCUUCAGAAGGCUCAGCUGCAGAGCCUUAUGAUCCAGCCCCUCCUCAUGCUUGGGAACAGGGGAUGUGGAUGUGUCUUCCUCUGUGUCUGUGCACGGACACCCCAAAAUCUCUGGACUGUGCGUGAAGGCAGCCAGGAUCUGGCUUGGCCCUGGAACAGGCCUUCCCCCUUCUCACUGCUGCUGGCAGCUGCUACCAGUGGCACUCAUGAAGGGUCCCCCUGUACUGCUGUGUCCUCCCUCGGUCUGAUCUGAUCUGUGUCUUCUGGUGGGUCUCACUGCACAGGACUGGGCUUCCCCUGGUGCCAGGUAAGCCUUGAAGGAGGUGCAGGGACCCAGUGUGCUGUGCCUGCCAGCUCUGAGCCUGUCAUGUGCUGAAGAUGCUCCAGUGCAGGGAGCUGCGAUCCCCCGGGUCUGGCCCCAAGGGCUGCUUUCCUUUCGGAGCAGGAGAGGAUCAGACUGCCUGGCUCAGGGAGCUCUGCUCAGGAUGGGUUUGAAUGUAAUAGCACUGAAUGUAACCUGGCAGAGCUGUGUGAUGGAUAGAAGGAAUGGAGGUGGAGAGAAACACGAGGAGACGGUUUAGUUCUAACUUUGGUGAAGUGAAGCUUUCCCUUCAUAUGUGUGGAAGCCAGGGAGUCACCUGGUCUUAGAUCAGAGAGCAUGAGUGUGUGUGUGUGUGUACUUGAGUAUACAUUUACAUGUGGCUGGCCCUGUCAGUUCCAUGGGAGUUAAUUUUAUUUCUCAGGAAACCUCAACUAUUUUUAUAUUCUGAAGAUGAAUUUCCCAGAGACUUUCAGUGCUCAGUCUCAGUUACGGGUGUUGCAGUGGUUGCUCCUGGCAGAGGUGCUGCUCUGUGGCAUCAGCUGCCAGGAGGGUGUGUGUUCUGUGCCAGGAUUCCAGGGCUCCCUCUGGCCAGUCUGUGGUGUCCAGUCUAGGUGUCCCUAGAGGUGUCAUUUGUCAGCCCAGCCUUUGUGCUGAACACCUGAUGGAAAUGAAUGUCUUGGUUCUUUGAAAUGUGAAGUAUAAUAAAUCCCUUCUCUCUUUUUCCUUGA
Apus apus (common swift) is the source of this 4155-nucleotide messenger RNA. RefSeq names its product DNA polymerase lambda (gene POLL). Gene Ontology annotation, biological process: double-strand break repair via nonhomologous end joining. Gene Ontology annotation, molecular function: DNA binding; DNA-directed DNA polymerase activity. Bases 1088 to 2827 code for a protein of 579 amino acids. Gene Ontology annotation, cellular component: nucleus. NCBI's taxonomy places the organism in Eukaryota, Metazoa, Chordata, Aves, Apodiformes, Apodidae. The record is from RefSeq and is a predicted model, not a curated record. The transcript has 8 exons.